Messenger RNA from Sporothrix brasiliensis 5110, 2304 nucleotides. RefSeq lists its product as uncharacterized. The transcript has 6 exons. NCBI's taxonomy places the organism in Eukaryota, Fungi, Ascomycota, Sordariomycetes, Ophiostomatales, Ophiostomataceae. The record is from RefSeq and is a predicted model, not a curated record. Bases 1 to 2304 code for a protein of 767 amino acids.
AUGGCUGUGACCCCUGGCCAGUAUAAACACAAGAACAUGGGAUACACGAUUCCCCUUCAGCCGGACCAAGUCGCCAUCGUCAACCAAGCGUCUGACACCUCUGCCACAUCUGCAUCGAACAACAACAUAAGCAACACCAGCAGCAUGCCAAUCAGCACUAACGCACCGGCUGCCACAACUGGCACGACUUCGUAUACCAUCCCGAAUACGGCUUGGUCUUCGUCGCCAACAUCGACAUCUACAAUGGCCAACUCGGCCAACCCAGCCACCACUUCUUGGUCUACCACCACCACUCUCUCGUCUGCAGUUGCCCCCCAGGUCGAACCUAAGUGGACUGAUCCUGCCAAGUCCAUUGACAUGAAAACGAACGCAUACGCCGGCGCCUUUGGUCCAGACAGCAGCUUCGAGGAUGCCGCUUAUCCUGAGCGCCGCCGGAAGCAGUCUAACCUACAAGACGGUGCUUGGAAUGCCACUGUUGAAACAGGCGAACGGUCCGACUCCGCCAUGUGGAUUGAUGAAACGAAAAGCACGCCGGCGGCGCCCACUGCACUCGUGGCACCCGCUUCCUUUGCCUUUCCCACGCCCACACAGAUGAGCAUGAGCACUGCGAAUAUGGGCGGUGCACCUAUGGCGGCACCCAUGGCGGCACCCAUGGCGGCACCCAUGGCAGCACCGACAAUGCAGACAUUUUUCGACCAGUUUCCCAUAGUACAGCCUAUGAAUGACUCGUCACCAACCACUGACAUCACCAUGUACGGAUCGCUCAUGGGCCACAGUGACCUGCAGGCUUAUCUGCCUCCGGCAACUGCGGAGACGGCAGCCUUUGGUGCAGUACCGAGCAAUAUGCCCUUUGUGGGUGCCCAAGAUUCCAGCGUCCUUCAGGCAGCACAAUGGAACAUCCCCUUUACUGUUGCACCCGCCACGAACGUCUUUGCACCCGCCACGACGCAGCCGACAAUGGAUCCAACCAUGAAUAUGUCCAUGGACAUGGCAUUCGCCAGUGCAGCGGCGAACCCCACGCCAGCAUUGGUGGGUGCAGGGCAUAUUGGUAAUGUCGGCUACGCGCCUGUGCCACAAAUUGAGCCAAACUCGCACGGUAAUUACGUCCCCUUUGUUCAGCAGCCCAACAUGCUACAGGCACCCGCCCAGUGUGCUCCGACAUCAUUUGAGAGCAGUUCUGUGAACUUUCCGUGGCUGCCGGUGGCAGAGAUUACGACCGUGCCCUUUCCACCUCCACUUCCUUUUGAUCCUGUCGGGCCUCUCCACCCCCAGGUCCCCGUGACUCCUCAGACUCCCCAGGUUCCCAAGGCUCCCCAGGCUUCCCAGGCUUCCCAAGCUCCCCAGAGUCCCCAGAAGCACACUCGAGUGGUCGAGGUCGAGGGCGAUGAGUCGUCUCCAUUAAAGCGUGCCAAACAACAGCCAUCACUCAAGGCCCAGGCAUCGCCGCAGCAGACACAAACUCAACAUCAAAAUCAGGAGAGAGAGAAAGAGACGGAGAUCUGUUACGACCUGGAUGCCAAUGAUCAGUACGAUGCCCGGAUCCCUCGCUUUCCCACGGGGCCCGGUCAAGUACCGCCAACCCUCGGCCGGCCAUGCGUUAUUCCCACACCUGUUGGCGAGGUUCUUAUCCCCUGUUUCAACGUCUACGCGGCAGAGGUGAUUGCCAACUCUGACGCUACCACAACGUCCGAAUAUAUCUUGAAAAUGUCCCAAGGCCUAACUGAGCACUCCCGCCGCAACAAACAACCGCUCUCGGUCGAGAGCGAGAUGGCCCGCAUAGCUAAAGCGCAGAAACGGGGCGAGGCCAUUGCCAAGGCCCGGGCCAAGGCCGAGGCGAGAGGUAAGGCUCAGGUUCCCCAAGUGAACGAGUCUGUAGCGACGCAAGCAACAGACGCUCAAUCUUCCAUGGCUCAGGACCACGCUCCAUCUCCUUCUGAGCGGACCACCAUUUCCCAGUCGCUGCAUGGCCAGCCCAAUCAGCCAAUGAGCACCGCAGAGCUCAAUGUUGGCCAGAAUGGUACCUUUCCCAUGUUUAUUGUGGGGCCACAAGCAGUUCAUGCGGCACCUGGCCCGCCAAAUAGGCCGGCCCCUACUACUGCCAAUAUGGCCGGUAGUGUGGACGUUGGCACAUCAGCGGCUCAGUCGUUCUCACGUCCUGUGUCCCGUGUUCCGCUGCCUGCCACUGCGAUGACAGUCCGGCCACAGCUUCCUAUCGGCCGAAAACCUCGUACACGGGCCUCGACCAGAUUAUCCACCUUGCCCAGCAUUACUGGACGUGAAGCCAAUGCCAGCACCGGCGCGUAG